CCGAGGACCGAAGCUCUUUGCCAUCGCGAGCGAAGGGAAAGCAAAACCCUAUAUCUUGCUCGCUUCCCUCGCUUCAGGGCUGCAUCCAUGGCAUUGGUUGAUGCCCCAGACAUGGUACGAGGCCAGAUGAAUUUCAAGCGGCUGAGCCUGACUGAUAUUAAGAUUGACAUCCCAAGGAUUCCUAAAAAGAAGACACUGAUUGCUGCCAUGGAAGCAGCUGAUGUGAAGAACAAAUGGGAGAACAGUUCAUGGGGGAGGAAGCUGAUUGUGCAAAAGAGGAGAGCCUCCCUCACUGACUUUGACAGGUUCAAGGUUAUGUUGGCGAAGAUCAAGAGGGGAUACACUAUUAGACAGGAACUGAGCAAGCUGAGGAAGCAGAGUGUUUAAUUUUUUGGCGGGCUACUUCCCCAGAGUGAUUAAUUUUGAUUUAUGUAGGCCAUGAACUUGGCCAUUGUUCCAAACAAAUUUGUCAGACUUUUUGUUUCGUUUUAAGGCAUUUAUGGCUGUGUACGUUUUUGUUGUAA
This is a messenger RNA of Dioscorea cayenensis subsp. rotundata (Guinea yam), 524 nucleotides long. Its product is annotated as 60S ribosomal protein L14-2. NCBI's taxonomy places the organism in Eukaryota, Viridiplantae, Streptophyta, Magnoliopsida, Dioscoreales, Dioscoreaceae. The coding region runs from base 88 to 387 and encodes 99 amino acids. Gene Ontology annotation, molecular function: RNA binding; structural constituent of ribosome. Gene Ontology annotation, cellular component: cytosolic large ribosomal subunit; ribosome. The transcript has 4 exons. Gene Ontology annotation, biological process: ribosomal large subunit biogenesis; translation. The record is from RefSeq and is a predicted model, not a curated record.